GUCGUCCCCCCCGCUUCCGGUGGGGGUGGGUCGCUGUCUGGAAAGCUGGUUUGCGUCGCCAUGGCAGCUACCUUGACACACUGUCUGGUCCGUCGUGUCCGGGCCGCCGUCGCGCGAUGUGGAUUCGCGACCGAAAGGGUGGCAGGCCCAGGUCCUACCGGCCGCGAGCCGGACCCGGAUUCCGAUUGGGAACCGGAGGAGCGGGAGCUGCAGGAGUUGGAAAGCACCCUGAGACGGCAGAAGAAAGCAAUCCGAUUCCACAGAAUCCGGAGGCAGAUGGAGACUCCAGGUCCCCCUCCCAGAACUCUGACGCGGGAGGCCAUGGACCAGAUCCGGUAUCUACACAAGGAAUUUGCAGAUUCCUGGUCAGUUUCCCGGUUGGCUGAAGGCUUUGAUGUCAGUACCGAUGUUAUUCGCAGGGUUUUAAAAAGUAAAUUUGUACCCACUCUGAAACAGAAAUUGAAGCAGGAUGAAAAAGUCCUUAAGAAGGCUGGGCUUGCCCACUCCAUGCAGCAGCUGCAGGGCCCGGGAGAUGGAGCAAAGCCUCUUGCUGCAGGCCAUGCUGCAUUGGGCUCUUUGCUGCUGCCCAUGCAGGAGGCCUCAUCCAGAGGCCAGAGCCCUGGCACAGCUCUGACAGUGCUGGAGCCCAACACUCAGAGUACAGCUGCUCCACAUGGACCGAAAGUAAGGAAUAAAGGAAGCCGGGAUCUGGGGAAGGGGAGCUUUGUGCCCAACACUACAGCCUCAGCUCAUCAGAGAGAGCCAAAGUCCUCCACCAGACACACUGUGGGCACCGGAAACACCAAUGGCCGUGGCUUGCCAAGUGACGAGAAGCUGGAGGAGUGGAAGGCAGAUGAGCCACAUGACCAGAACUUCAGCAGCAAAGUAGUACAGAGGGGCCGGGAGUUCUUUGACAGCAAUGGGAACUUCCUGUACAGAAUCUGAACCAGAGCACGGCUUAUGGAAAUGCCUCGUGAAACACAGCUGGGCAAAUGGGAUGCUGUUGGGAUUUCUGCUCCCUUGUUUUGAAACAUUUUCACUGUGUGAAAGGUCACACAGGCUAGGCUGACCUUGAACUCAGUGCAGUCUUACUGCUUCAGCCUCCUGAAUCCUGGGAUCACUGGUAUGCGUCCAGCUAGGGUUUCUGCAUGUUUUAUUUACCCUCACAUAGAGGGGUGCAAUGAGCCUGGAAUAUGAGCUACUUGAUUAAAUGAAGCUUUUUGGAUCACAACCUCCACCCCAGCCCCUGUGGGCCUUUAGUCCUGUGCGCCCUCCUGCUUGGGCUCUGUGUUGAACACCAGUGUUGUGUGUGCCGAGUUGAGUUUCUGUCACACUUGUAAUAAUAUGUUUGGGAGGAAAUGAGCUUGUCUUCCGACCUCAUUUCCUUCCCAAUCCCUAACGUGGAGUGUUCUGGAACUGCUUAGUCAAUUGGUUGUUUCCCUUAUGUGCAAAAAUAAAGUAAAACGUAGCUGUU
Cavia porcellus (domestic guinea pig) is the source of this 1474-nucleotide messenger RNA. RefSeq names its product neugrin, neurite outgrowth associated (gene Ngrn). The transcript has 3 exons. The record is from RefSeq and is a predicted model, not a curated record. Gene Ontology annotation, cellular component: nucleus. NCBI's taxonomy places the organism in Eukaryota, Metazoa, Chordata, Mammalia, Rodentia, Caviidae. The coding region runs from base 61 to 945 and encodes 294 amino acids.